This is a messenger RNA of Lates calcarifer (barramundi perch), 4268 nucleotides long. RefSeq names its product kelch-like family member 22 (gene klhl22). The transcript is spliced from 7 exons. The coding region runs from base 579 to 2495 and encodes 638 amino acids. Gene Ontology annotation, molecular function: protein binding. Gene Ontology annotation, cellular component: mitotic spindle; cytosol; Cul3-RING ubiquitin ligase complex. Lineage: Eukaryota; Metazoa; Chordata; Actinopteri; Centropomidae. Gene Ontology annotation, biological process: positive regulation of TORC1 signaling; proteasome-mediated ubiquitin-dependent protein catabolic process; protein monoubiquitination. The record is from RefSeq and is a predicted model, not a curated record.
UCACCGCCUGACACCAAAAAGUAAACAGACUUGUUUUGAUCUGUCAAAAAAUCAGGCGACUGUGCUGCUGAUUCCCAUCAACCGAUCCGGUGACAUUGUGAUCAUACAGUUCAUGUAGAACGGUUAGUUUUGGGCGAACACAAGGAAAUUUUCAUGCGGUUAUUUUAUUACAGUUAUUAAGAGUCUAGCUUUCUUGUUUUUACAAUGCGUUACAUCACCUAGCAGGCUAUCAGCUGAUUAGCUUGCUAGCUGUUGUUGUCCAACGUUUAACUUUAACAUUAGCCGAGGGCAUAGCAACCUACUGGCAGCUAGCAGUAGAUCGACUGCUGGGCUUAUAUAUGUAACUAUAUAAUGCUACGUCUUUCUAAUAGCUCCAUUUAUCAAGCUGUGGCGUUAAGAGUGUACUUAACUUGUUACCGCUUAGCUCUGUAACUGACUGCAGUAACAUUCAAACAACCGUAACCACCCGUUUUUAUUAGCCGCUAGCUGCCCAACCUCUCCCUGUGUAUUCUUCUACAUGCCGACAGCAGUAUGUAAAGAAAACUUAGAGUGAUGGUAGCACUAUACAGAUAAUAGUGAUGAUGCCUGAACAUCAGUAUCUCGCUAUGACUGAGAAUGGAGAGCUGAGUCCAAUGGGAGGACGCGCUGGCUCAUCAGGCCGUCUGGGCCGACAGACCUACAAAAGUUCAGCCCAUUUCCGCAGCCUGCUGGAUGGUCUGCUGGCUCUCAGGCAAAGUGGCAUCCUGUUUGAUGUGGUGCUGCUGGUGGAGGGUCGACCCAUUCAAGCCCACCGCAUACUUCUGGCAGCCUCAUGCGAUUAUUUUAGGGGAAUGUUUGCUGGAGGCCUUCGGGAGACACAGCAAAAGGAGAUUCCAAUUCAUGGAGUAUCCUACAUGGCCAUGAAAAAAAUACUUGACUACAUUUACACCUCAGAAAUUGAGUUAGACCUGGAGUGUGUUCAGGAAGUCCUGAUAGCUGCCACACUGGUGCAGCUCGAGAAUGUCAUCGGCUUCUGCUGUGAUUUCCUCUUCUCCUGGCUGGAUGACAGCAACAUUUUAGAUGUACAUCAUCUGGCUGAUCUCUAUGGACUGCAGCAACUUAAUGCCAGGGUCCACUCCUACAUCCUCAGGAACAUUCAGACUCUGUCUCGAACUGACGCGUACCGACAGCUCCCACAAAAUGAAGUGUUCAGAGCACUGAGCAGCAACGAGCUUCAGGUAAACAGUGAGAACGAGGUGUACGAGGCUGCACUUCACUACCACUACAGUCCCGAGCAGGUGGAAACUGACCAGGUGCACUUGCAGGUCAGUCCUAAGGAUAAUCUCAAGAUGCUUGAUGCUGUGCGUUUCUGCUUGAUUGAGAAACAAGUGUUGCAGAGACUUCAUGGCAGACUCAACCAUUGUCCACUGAAGGAUUCGGUUUCAGCUGCCUUGCAUUACCACGAGCAAGAGAUCUGGCAGCCCAUCCUGCAGAGUCCUCUCACCCAGCCGCGGUCCACCUUCCACUGUAUACUGGGCUUUGGGGGGAUGUUCACCUCCAGCUCCCUCACAGAGAGCGAGCACUUGUUUCAGGUAUUCCACCCGAGCUGGCGGGAGUGGAGGACUCUUAGUGCAGCAUUUGCACCCCGGAUGUCCAACCAGGGCAUCGCUGUGCUCAACAACUUUGUUUAUCUUAUUGGGGGAGACAAGAACACCAGUGGAUUUCGAGCAGAGACCCGCUGCUGGAGAUAUGACCCACGUCACAACAGCUGGUGCUCCAUCCAGCCUCUGCAGCAGCAGCAUGCUGACCACUGUGUUUGUGUAGUUGGGGGCCAUAUUUAUGCCAUCGGAGGGCGAGACUACAGUAAUGAGCUGGACUCAGUGGAGCGCUAUGACCCACAUACCAACACCUGGGAGUUUGUGUCACCUCUUAAGAGAGAGGUGUACGCCCACGCUGGAGCAGUGUUGGAUGGUAAAAUUUAUAUAAGCUGUGGUCGCAGGGGAGUGGCAUACCUCAGGGAGACCUACUGUUUUGACCCUGCGGCCAAUCACUGGACAGCAUGUGCAGAGGGGCCAGUAGAGCGGGCGUGGCACGGCAUGGCCGCCAUUAACGGGCGCAUCUAUGUCAUUGGGGGAAGCAAUGACGAACGUGGGUAUCGGCGUGAUGUCCUGAAGGUGGCUUGCUUGGACCCCACAGCCAACUCUUGGUCUUUAAUGACCCCUCUCCCCGCUGGACAUGGAGAACCUGGUGUAGCUGUGCUGGAUACGCGCAUCUACAUCCUCGGUGGACGCUCUCAUGACAAAGGCAACAGGAUGAAAUACGUUCACGUCUACAACACCGACACAGAUGAGUGGGAGAACGAGACAGAGUUUAAGGAGCGUGUCUCCGGCCUGGCAGCCUGUGUGGUGCUUAUGCCUCCCGCUGUUAUCACCCAGGCCAGGAGCUGGGAGCAGCGCACCAAAGCUUCAUGGGAAGACGUGGAGAUGGACAACUCGGAGGACUCUAGUGAGGACUGAAGCAGCUGUGCUCAGCUGAAUCUAUGUGCACUGGAGACUUGUCAUUGCACUUUUUACCAGCAUGUCCUAUUUUAAAUACUUUAAGGAGAUUCUUUUGUGGCAGUGGUUACUGCCAGCAUUGUGUCCUUGUUGCAUGUUGACCACUUUGAGUGCCUCUGAACCAAAGUGUCAUUCAGGACCUUUGCACACUUUUUGUUACUUCUCAGAUAUGAUCUUAGAUAAUCACACUCCGGCCAUGAAUCCCUGCCUGCUCAUAUGCUAAUGGGUCUGUUUGUCGCUCAUCCCUGAUUAUUUCCUGUCACUGUAGCUGCUUCUGUGUAGUUAAUCAGAGAGAAAUCAUUUUCUAUCUUCAAGUGAAGUAACCAGUGACUAGACUACUGUCUAUGCAAUAACAUGGUAGUAUGGAGUACUCUCGGCUGCCUGUGUUUAUUCUUUCAAGACUUUGACAUAGAGUCCUCUAAACUUGGGCUUAGACUUCAGAGUCUUACAGGCAGCUGUUAUCCUUUGUAACGUCAUCCCUUAGUUAGUCAGCUGUCAUUUAUAAGUAAAGAUCUUUAUGCGAUUUAGUUCACGUCUCCUCCCUGGAGGUUAUUUCCUGUGGUUAUUUCUAACUAUUUUCUAACUGCUAUUGAGUUGUCAUCACACCCAAACUACUGACUAAUCAUUUAAAUUUUAACAUUGUGCCUUUGUUGUGGUUACACCUGAAUCUGUGUUGUGAAGUGUACUUUCAUGUUUAUCAGUGUAUGUUUAGAUGGAGAUGAGCCUUAGGUAUCGUGCCUCCAAUAUCACAGUUUGUUGUUAAAAAAAAAACAAAAAAACAAUUGUUUGUGUUUGUUUGUACCUGAAUGAUGAAGCACUGGUGCUACAGGUUGUAGACCUCAAUUUAUGUUGCCAUGUCUUUAAUAAUUAUGUGCAUCAAGUCUUGAUAUCUGUGUAAUGAAAACCAAAUUACCAGUUAUGGUAAUAUUUUUUGUAUCCUUUCAUUGAUCUUUCGUACAGUAUGUUAUUCCAUGGCAGAAUCCAAAGAGCCCAAUGAAGAGUAGUUGUGGAAUAUUUCUUUUUGCUAAGUUGAGCUUUGCUCCAUUCUUCUGUUUGUUGCCUCAGUUUACUGUAAUGCUGUUUAAUGUAGUCAGAUAUUAUGUUAAUGGCACCUCCAUCACUAUGUAUCCUUUAUUUCUGUCAGUGAAAAACUCCAAGAACAAAUCUGUUUUAAAACAUAGUUUUCUCUUUCAUAGAACGAGACUUAAGGAGGAAUGCAAUGUAUUGGAACACACUGUCACACAAGAUAUGCAAAAUUAGUAUGCUGUUACUGAGAUAAGUUUUCAAAUGUAAUUAAAGUAUCUAAUAGUGUGUUGCUUUUGUCACGCAUGCACAUUAGUUGGGGUCAGGGCUGUAGCUAUUAUUAAGGCUGGAUUUAUUAAGGCUGAUUUUAUUAUUGUAAAAAAAAUUGUAACAAAAUAAAUGACUUGGUAUUUCUCCCUCAGAAUUUUACACCAUUUAGACUUAGUUUGGUAAUGACAUAGCAAUCCUUCAUUUUCUGGGUCUGUAAUUCCUAAAUUAUUCCCUGAAGCAUUUCUGGGAAAGGAGUAUGUAAUUGACUACUAAUUACCGGGAAAAUAGGAGUGUGCUUUGUUGUGUUCAGUUUAUAAGCAGUUGUUGAUUUCCUUUAAGAAUGGCUUUAUUUAAAUUAAAUCUGUAGACAAUAUAAUUCAAUCAUACCAAAUAAAUGAAAUCUUUUUUUAAGUCACUAGGGGUUGUGGCUUUGACUCAUGA